CGGCUAGCAGCUAAAGCUAGAAACCCUGUCACAGAGAUGAUUUAACAUCAUUCAAUGUAUUUGCUACAAUUUGACGCUCCGCUUGAACUUGCAGAACAUGAUCCGGGGACAUUAAGUAGAGCCACGGCCACGUCGUUUCAGCUCCUUUUCCCUGUGAAAGCAGAGCCGUCUAUGCCCAGGAGUCUGCGGUUUGCAAAAGACGGUUGCUGCAUCUCAGUGGGACAAUUGUGGACCAAUGUUGUAGGUAUUAGGUUGCAUAUUUGAGAGAUGGGUUCUGAAAACCCAGAUGACUUUGAAUCACCUGUGAUCCUCGCUGAUGAAGAUCAGCAAGACAUAGGAGGCCUAAUCAACUCUGACGGUGAAGAAGUGGAUUUCUCCGAUCUUAGACUGAAUGCCACAUCUGUCAUUGCAAGUCCAGAAUCUCCCUCAAAGAAAUUUGAUCAAAGUGAAAAUGAAAAAGCUUUUCAUAGCUGCUCAGUAUGUGGGAAAGAUUUCCCAUAUGCUUCUAAACUUCAGCGCCAUCUCCGUACUCACUCAGGAGAGAGGCCCUUUCCCUGCUCAAUGUGCGAGAAGAGGUUUCCUGAAAAGGGGCUUCUCAUGAUCCACGAGAGGGUGCACACGGGGGAAAAGCCAUUUCCAUGCACUUUCUGCGAGAAAAGAUUUGCCAGUCAGGGCGAGCUGCGGUUGCACCGGCGGACACACACUGGCGAGAGGCCCUAUCACUGCUCCAUCUGUCUGAAGAGCUUUUCCCGUCAUUGGCACUUGAAAACACACUUAGAGGCGAUGCACUCUGAGGUUGUGGCGGGCUUUACGAGGAAGAAAUUUCCCUGCUCCGACUGCGAGAAGAGCUGCAACUCAGCAGCUGAGCUGAGGGAUCAUCAGAGGACUCAUACAGGAGAGAGGCCGUUUCAGUGCUCUUUCUGUGACAAACGGUUUGCCUUGUCAGGUACACUCGUGAGACACGAGCGUUUGCAUACUGGCAUCACCCCCUACCACUGCUCCGACUGCGGCAAGACGUUUGCGCAGCAGUGGACGCUGACAACACACAUGAGGACUCAUACGGGUGAAAAACCCUACAGCUGCACACAGUGUGAUAAAUCUUUUGUCGCUCCUGGAGAGCUUCGCAGGCACACCAGGAUUCAUACCGGCGAAAAGCCGUACACCUGCACGGAUUGUGGGAGGCACUUCUCGCUGGCAGGAACUCUCAGAAACCACAAGCGAUCAUGUGCGCAAGGCAAGACUGAAGCAGUUACCGAUGUCGUGUCGGGGGCAACUCAAGAUUCAGCGAACAAAUCCUCCCAGCAAGACCUGGUCAGCAGUGUCAGCUGUAAGGUAUCUGACGACCAGAGUUUGCCUGGUGAAGUGGAGCUCCUUUCCUCUGAUGGUCUAAACUGUGUCAAAUCAGCUCAGCCUGAAACUAACUCACGAGAACCUGCAGUCCAACCAGAGGACUGUCUUUCCUCCCCUCAUGUGAUGGUGAAAGAGGAAGAAGAAGAUGAACCUUUAUCUGAAGAAAGUGCAGACCUGACAUCUGGUGGUGAAGCUUGUACCAGCCCAGAGGUGCCUGAAGAGCAACUUGGUAGCUGCACAGAAACCGGGAUUGCAGUAAAGGAGGAAGAAGAGGAACCUGUCAACAGUAAGAAAGUGUCUGUAGAAGUCCCUGAUUGUGUCAAUGGCAAGGAAAAACAUCACCUUCCUGGAUCACCAGUGCAAAAACUGUCUAAGAACAAUCAGACAAAGAGCUCUUACUGUUGUGGUCUCUGUGGAAGGGACUGCCACAAGAUGUCAGCGCUUCAGAUCCAUAUGCGAAUUCACUCAGGAGAGAAGCCAUAUCAGUGCUCUCUGUGUGGGAAACAGUUCACCCAGAAAGGCCAACUCAAGGGCCACUUUAAAGUCCACACAGGUGAAAAGCCCUUCUCCUGCCCGGAGUGCGGUAAGAGCUUUGCCCACUCGGGCGCCAUGAACAGACACCGGCUCACACACACGGGGGAGAGGCCCUACCACUGCUCCGUGUGCGACAGGAGCUUUAAUCAGUCCGGCCGCUUGAGGGAACACGAGAAAAUCCACUUUGGGGAGAAGUUUGACUGUCCUGAGUGUGAAAAAAGUUUCACACGCUCAUCAAGUCUCAAGAAUCAUUUCAGGCUUCACACCGGCGAGAGGCCGUACGGCUGCGACAUCUGUGGUCGAGGUUUCAGCCGCUCGCAAAGCCUGAGGCUCCACAGACGAAAACACUUCCAGAUUCAGACUGAUGUGGAGUCCCCAGGAACUGCGACAAAUGAUGACCUCUCGAGUGACAAUAACUCUCCACUUAACAUGUGCAUUACAGACAAAAAUGACUGAUGUAUUUAUAUAAUUAAAUGUGUAUAUCAGUAAUUGUAUUACAAAAUUGAAGUCGGUAAAACAUGAACUGAGUGAGAAGAAAGUAAGAAUCUCCAUAUCUGAAUAGAUUGACACUGAAGCUACUGUACACUGACUAGCCACAACAUUAAAACCAGUUAAGACAGGAGAGUGAGCAACACUAGUCAUCCUGUUGCAAUUUCAAAAUUCUUCGGAGGGUAAAAAGCAAACGAACAGACAUCUUAACAUUCGCAUGAAUGUUAUUUUUGACAUCUAUGUUGGCGCAUAUGCUGUCACAUUGUGGAAGCUGAAGUCCCCCGAUGUAGCAGCGUCUUCCAGCGCAAUAGCCGUUUUCUCCGUGAAACUGAUCAGGAAGGGUUCAGAUAAUGAUUUAGAGGUACCGGUAUUCAAAUGGCCCCCGAACUGCCCAAAUACCAAUGUGAUGGGAUUUUAUAGCAUCCUUGAGAAGGAAUUCCAAUGCAGAAGGAUUCCACCGUUCAACCCACCAGCCCCCCAAAAAUCGACUCAGAAGCACUUAUUUUUUUACAGCUCUGCAUUUCAUUCAUUGCUGAAACCUUUGCACCUUCAUAUGACUUGAUAAUGAAAGUUCCCAUCACCAAAAAAAAAAAAAGUGAAGGUCAUGGCCAUGGUGGGUAAUAUUUUGUGAUGUACAGAUGGAUAAGAUCAUGCAUUUGGGUAACUGUACAGAAAAACAGUAAUGCAGCACAAUAAAAAAUUGGGGCAUGCCACACAAUGUGAUCAGAGGUCUUAGGUCCAUUCCCAAUGCAAAUGCAUCUCAGUUCCAACCAGUAAAGCCUCUUCAUCAGUAAAAGGACAUGUUAUGGUCCAAACAUCUCCAUAAUGCGCCCUUCAUAAAAUUGAUUGCUUGUUGAAAUUAAAUCCAUUCCAGCUGUACGAAUGAGAAGAGACAAUGAGGAAUUCUGGGAUUUGUGGAGCAAAAACUUGCGCCUGACCAAGUUAGGUUUAUAAAGUAAAUCACCAUGGUAACCAACGCAGAAUAUAAGCUACCUCCGGUUCUGUAACAGGCAUGAGUUAACCCUCUAUUUCAGGUUUAAGUAACCUCACUAUCUGAAAUAGAAAAUCCCGAGCUUCUCUCAUUUCAGGUUCAACACACUGUUUGCCCCAAAACCCAAAACAAAACACUGAAAUAGGCCCCAGAAUAUUCUCAGAUGUUGGUGGUCCCACCCUGACUGGUCAGUGGUGUUUUUUUUUACAUGAGGAUAACCUGAUCUAACUCAGGUGGGUGGUCAUAAUGUUGUGGCUGACUGGUGUUUGUGGUGGUUCUGAAGGAAAGUGUUGAAGCAGAAAAAUUUCACUCCCAGAAGAGUGCAAACAGGUGAAUGUAAAGAAACCUGCCAAGUAAUGUCCUCUGACUACAGUGCAGUAUAACUCAAAAUGUCCAAUUCAUUAUCUUAAAACAAGUUUCACAAAAUUUUUUAAGAACUUUUUGACGGACAAGUUGUAAAGGUCAUAUUUAUUCUGAUUAAUCAUUCCCGUGUUGGACAGGUUUGUGUAUUGGCAGUCACGUUUAGAGUAUUAUGGUAGUAUAAAUUACAAUGUAUAAGGUCUGUGAUUUCAAUUUGUCCGAGCAGUAUUUUUUCAUCAAAUUAAUUGUGCAUGUGGACAAUAAACUGAUAAGUAACUUAAGUGUUUGUUUUAGGCGUUAUGGUGGCCAGUAAUCAGUCAGACUGAAGGUAUUGUUAAAAAAAAAAGGUCUCUGAAGAAACAACAAUUUGAGAUAUUGCACUUUUCUGCUUUUAUUGUAAAUGAAUGAAUUCCCAUGAGGUUCAUCAAUAUUUAAAGAGAGAAAACAAAGAAUCACAACAGGUGUGUCUUUUAAAUGAUAGCAUAUUCAUGCCUCAUUCAGGCUCGAAAGGAAAAUUAGCAAAUAUGUCAUAACCAGUCUUGGGCAACGCCGUUUAACAGAUGAGGGUGGAGAUCAUUCCGUGGGGAAUUGAGCCAAGUGAUGAAACAUGAUACUGUAAUCUAUUUUGAUCUCUGUUGAUAGUAAUGUUUUAAGAACCAUCUGGCUCUAACAGCUCUAAAAGGUCAAGUAUUUAUAAGUUAAUAGAAAAAUCUACCAGAACUGUGAUACAAAAGAAAAAGAAAUAAUUUAAAACCAUGUGUCUGGUUAAUACUUUUAACUAUGCCUUUAUUUAAUUGUAUGGGAUGUGUUUUACUGAACAAUAAAAGCUAA
Messenger RNA from Cololabis saira (Pacific saury), 4555 nucleotides. RefSeq names its product zinc finger protein ZFP2-like. The record is from RefSeq and is a predicted model, not a curated record. The coding region runs from base 268 to 2340 and encodes 690 amino acids. The transcript is spliced from 7 exons. Gene Ontology annotation, molecular function: DNA-binding transcription factor activity; RNA polymerase II cis-regulatory region sequence-specific DNA binding. Gene Ontology annotation, biological process: regulation of transcription by RNA polymerase II. NCBI's taxonomy places the organism in Eukaryota, Metazoa, Chordata, Actinopteri, Beloniformes, Belonidae.